Molecule: messenger RNA, 1341 nt
Organism: Nycticebus coucang (slow loris)
Lineage: Eukaryota; Metazoa; Chordata; Mammalia; Primates; Lorisidae
Product: leucine-rich repeat-containing protein 37B-like
Exons: 1
Coding region: 262-1341 (359 amino acids)
Source: RefSeq, a predicted model, not a curated record
UCUUGCUCUGCUAAGGGCGGGAGGGAUGUUCUGGUGUGAGACAGUUGUAUCUCUGUGGGGAGGGGGUUUGGGCUCAGGGACUGUGGGCAACAGCUCACCCUGACGGCAUGGAGCCAGCCCGAGCUUAAUAAAGGUUGCUGCGUAAACAAAGGUUGUCGUAGAUAAAGGGUGGGGGCGGGGCACACAGUUGCAGUGGGUGCUCGCGCUGCGGAGCUGCCAUAAGAGUUCCGGCUCUCAUUGGCGCCGGAGCCUCUGGACAUUAUGUCCCUACUGCGACUGUGGACCCCACGGGUCCUUCUCACGGAGCAAUUGUUGUGGCUGCUGAUACAGGCAGCUGCUAUUUGGAGGUGGCCCCCUGACAGGGUCCAGCCUACCUCCGAAUCCCCAGGGCCAAAAGAGCCCUGGUCUUCCCUCUCUUCGGAUCUCUCACCCGAAUCCCCUCAUGUGCCUACACCCCCAGCAGAUCCUGGGGACUUUGAUUACCUGGGGUCUUCUGCUCCUUCCCACUUGUUGGCUUCACCUCAGGAGUUGCCUGAGAAUUUGGCUCCAUUCCCGGACACGGAUUCAGCUCAAGAGCUACCUCAAGGGCCAGAUAGGGUUACUAUUCUACGUCGUCGGCUUCUGAGGAAUAAGCUAAGGAGACGACGAAGCCCUCCAGAGGUGGUUCCAACGCCCGGUUGGGAUCAGAACCCAGUCCUAACUCUGCGUCCUCAACUCAUAAGGAAGAUUCAAACUGUAAGUCCAGAUGAGGUUACAGCUCACCAGGCAUUUGAAAUACUUGUUCCACCUCUAGAUAGUCACAGUUCAAAACCAACAACAUUCAUUGUUUCACCAAAGAACCUGAAGGAAGAUCUAGCUCAACAUCCACAGCUCACUAAAGUUGUUGGAGCUCUAGACCAAUUUGAAUCAAAAUCUCGGUCUUACAAACAAAUUCUGCAGAAUGACGAUUAUACAGAUCAAAGUAUGGAUUUACUUUACCCUGGCAGCAUACCUCUGGGAUUUGUGAGAAACCCAGAGGUGGCUCAAGAGGCCCGUGCACAAGGUGAACUUUCUCAGUUCAAUGUAAAAGAUGAAAGUCGAAAUCCAGAGACCCCUGAGGAGAUCCCAUCCUCUUUACUCCAUCAAGAAACCCUAGAAGAGUACCCUGAGGAAGUAGAACCUUUAACUGAGCAGCAGGCCUCAGCUCAGGCUCCACAGCCUUUUGAGCAGGUAGAACCUUCUUUAACAGAGCAGGAGACCUCAGCUCAGCAGCCAACUAAUACUGACGAGGAUGUGUCUCAGCCAGUGAUACAUCAUGAGGUAAAUGUUCCAUCUCAAACUCGGGCUGAAUUUAUCAUUUAG